AUGGCAUCCCAGAAACGUGGCGGAGGUUUCAAUCACUAUGGACGCGAUCAGCACCCCAAGAAGCACCUGCCGCAACAUCGCAUCGGCGUAGGCUAUAGUACUAAUCCACCAGCGCCUGAGCUGUCCUCGAAGGACAUGCAGACAGGCUUGGUAGCUUUGCUGGACAGGUUUGUCGCAGACGAGGCUACUAUGGGUGCAGACAAAGAUAUCCUACAUCACGCUCACCAACUCCGCCGACUGCUCUGCGCGCGAAACGAUUCAACCUCUUCCAAAGCGAAGCGCGAGCUUGACGAGAAGAGGCCUGACAAGGCAGUCAAGGUCGCCAUACCCGAAUACGUCGAGCGCACAGUACGAGCUGCCCAGGACCUACCUCCUCUACCGCCUAUCAAAGAACCCCAUCUCCACGAAGCCGUCUUCACUCAUCGUUCCGCCAUAUUCGACCCUAGCAUCCCAGGCUCGACGCUCGGCGAGGAUCUUAGUCUAGACUACGAGCGACUCGAACUGCUAGGCGACGCCUACAUUGAACUUAUUGCCUCGCGCGCCCUCUACAAUCGCUUCCCACAUGUCGAUGUCCCAGAGCUAUGCAUGUGGCGCGAACGACUGGUUGAGAACGUAACUUUGCGCAAGUUUUCCAUCGCCUACGGUUUUCCAGAUCGACUGAAGCACCGGGCUGUAUGGGACAAAAACUCUAAGCAAUACCAGAAAGUAGUUGCCGAUAUCGUCGAAGCCUAUGUUGCAGCAGUCGUGCUGUCGGAUCCAGAGAACGGAUUCGAGGUCGCGGAAGCAUGGCUCACUGAGCUCUGGGCACCACAACUCCUCGGCUUCAGGGAGAAGAUUAUCGAAAAUCCUCAAGCCAGAGAUGAGCUCAACAAGCUUGUCCUCGGUAAAGGUGUCAAGCUCAUGACUAAAGAGGAGAGACCUAUGACAUACGACUCGAAUAGCGUGCAAUGCUACCACAUUGGUAUUUACCUCACUGGAUGGGGCUACAAAGACGAAUGGCUUGGAAGUGGCGAUGGUCAGAACAAAGUGCAGGCUGGUGUUGCUGCGGCUGCAGACGCCUUGAAGCGGAACGGCCCGGUCUUACAGGACGCUAUACGGCAAAAGAAUGAGCUGAGAGCGGCACGACUGAAAGAACAAGAAGAGAAGGAAAAGGCUGCGGGAGGCACUGAACAUCAGGCGACCCUCAAUCCCAAAGAGCCAAACGGUAAUGUGCUAGACGACCAAGAUGCUCUUCAAAAGAAGCGGAAAAAGGAAGAAGAGGAUGUAUCAAACGAGAGGAAGAAGCAUAAGAAGGAGAAGAGGGAGAAAAAGCGCAAGAUCGCGACUGACGAUGAUAGCUCCUAG
Molecule: messenger RNA, 1344 nt
Organism: Alternaria atra
Lineage: Eukaryota; Fungi; Ascomycota; Dothideomycetes; Pleosporales; Pleosporaceae
Exons: 1
Coding region: 1-1344 (447 amino acids)
Biological process (GO): regulation of gene expression; rRNA processing; primary miRNA processing
Cellular component (GO): nucleus
Molecular function (GO): ribonuclease III activity; double-stranded RNA binding
Source: RefSeq, a predicted model, not a curated record